Molecule: messenger RNA, 1118 nt
Organism: Danio aesculapii
Lineage: Eukaryota; Metazoa; Chordata; Actinopteri; Cypriniformes; Danionidae
Gene: hsf5
Product: heat shock transcription factor family member 5
Exons: 4
Coding region: 27-1118 (363 amino acids)
Biological process (GO): regulation of DNA-templated transcription
Molecular function (GO): sequence-specific DNA binding; DNA-binding transcription factor activity
Source: RefSeq, a predicted model, not a curated record
UAAACGGGUGAUGUUUUGAUUUGAACAUGAUGGCCAUGGACUGUGACUAUUCUCUUCUUAAUGUCAACAUAAACUACCAUAACUUCCCAGCUAAGUUAUGGCGUUUGACAAACAAUCCCCAAAACAGCUCCGUGUUUUGGGGCCCGACCGGAGAGAGCCUAAUGGUGGACCAGCAGCAGUUUGAGAUUGACCUGCUGACUCCAGUCAAGCUCGACAAUAAACCCUUCAAGACCUCAAACUUCACCAGCUUCAUUCGGCAGCUCAACCUCUACGGCUUCAAGAAGAUUUUAGACGGUUCUCCCAGAGACAAACACAGAAGCCUGCAUCAUUUCUACAAUCCCAACUUCAGACAGGGCCAACCGGAGCUUUUGGUCCAUCUGAAGAGGCUGGCAAUCAGUAAAAAGACCAAGAGCGGAGAGAAGGAGAGCUGUCGUCCACUGAACCAAGGCCAGCAGAAAACUCAACGCAAGCCUGCAGAGGAGAAUAGAGGUUCUGCCCAGCUUUCUGGAGGUGCAGUCCAUCAGCAUAGGGAGUGUGAGCGAAGCCCAAUCCCUGGCCACCCCUGGAUCUUUCCCUGUGCUGAUGCCUCCUCCUUCUACUCUAACCCAGGCCUCCCCCUGUCUGUUUAUCCAUACGCCACUACAGGCAGAGCUCAUUCCGGUGCUGCCUUUCUGUUUCCACAGGACAUUCCCCAUCACCUGUCCUAUCCUGCUGGACUUUACUCUCCAGUUUGCCAGUGCUGCACUUCUAUGCAAGCAGAUCAAGCAGGAGGCAACCAAGCAUCUCUGUCAUAUUCACAUUAUGCGUAUUACCCGAAUUAUUCAGUGAGCCACCAACACAGCAGCUUCCAGCCCACAAGCUGGCCAGCGCACCGUGCGUCUGAGCAGAGAGGAGACAUGAACCUGGACAGAGUGUUUCAGAUGGUGGAUGAUUUCCAGGGUCUGUCAAAUGUUCGUAUAGUCCAGGUGGGACCCUCAGUAAAACCCCAUCUCACCUCCAGCCCACCUCUCUACACUAUACCUGCUGUGCCUAAAGCUCAGUCUGUGAGUCUGCAGAGCAUCGAGACUGUGGCCUUCAGUCCUCCGAGAGACACAGACGAAUGUGAAGAUCACAGUUAA